AGUGAGAUUCAGACGCAACGGCAAGCAAGAUGGAGCACUACCGGAAAGCUGGCUCUGUGGAACUCCCAGCACCUUCCCCAAUGCCCCAGCUACCUCCUGAUACCCUGGAGAUGCGGGUCCGAGAUGGCAGCAAAAUCCGCAACUUGCUGGGGCUGGUACUGGGUCGGCUGGAGGGCGGCAGCACAAGACAUGUGGUGUUCUCAGGUUCUGGCCGGGCUGCAGGGAAGGCUGUCAGCUGUGCUGAGAUUGUCAAGCGACGGGUACCAGGCCUGCACCAGCUUACCAAGCUGCGCUUCCUGCAGACUGAGGACAGCUGGGUACCAACUUCACCGGACACAGGCUUAGAUCCUCUCACAGUACGUCGACAUGUGCCUGCAGUGUGGGUACUGCUCAGCCGGGACCCCCUGGACCCCAAUGAAUGUGGCUACCAGCCCCCAGGGGCACCCCCUGGCCUGGGCUCCACACCUAGCUCCAGCUGUGGCCCCCGACCCCGAAGAAGGGCUCGGGACACCCGGUCCUGAAGACCUGCUGAGCAAGCUAUUCUCCAUGCUUGAAUGUCUAGGAUGGCUGUGCCUUCUCCAAGAAGCCUCUAAAACUGCUCAACAUCUCCAACAGGACUUGAAUCUACAGGGUGGGCCUCCUUGUUCUGAUUCCCCUUCCUUCUGGCAUAUGGAAAGGGGCCCCUAUGAAGAGUAACAGGUGUGGGGUCUUAGCCGGGUUCUGGAUUGCUUAAGAAGGGCUUACUCUGCCUUCCAUCUACAGUGCCUGUGAUCUGCCUCUGACAGAGCUCCAGGGAGUGGGUUAGGAAAUAAAAGUUCUGCCAGUU
Messenger RNA from Miniopterus natalensis, 826 nucleotides. The record is from RefSeq and is a predicted model, not a curated record. Lineage: Eukaryota; Metazoa; Chordata; Mammalia; Chiroptera; Miniopteridae.